Messenger RNA from Aphanomyces astaci, 1077 nucleotides. RefSeq lists its product as hypothetical. The coding region runs from base 1 to 1077 and encodes 358 amino acids. The record is from RefSeq and is a predicted model, not a curated record. The transcript is spliced from 2 exons. Lineage: Eukaryota; Oomycota; Saprolegniomycetes; Saprolegniales; Verrucalvaceae. Gene Ontology annotation, molecular function: nucleic acid binding.
AUGUCCAACCAGACCCUCGGCGCUAGUCCAGCUGCCUCCGUCGAUGUUGCCCAGCCCCCAAACGGUCACAAGCACUUGUCCCCUACGGAGCGUCAGGCUGUCUACGAAAUGCUUCUAGGAGCUGCCAUAGGAGCGGUACUCCCUCGAGGGGUCAUUGUCAAAGCAGCGAAGCAGUUUGGCUGCCACGAACGCACCGUAUCACGCAUCUGGGUUCGAGCGCAGCUCUCCCUGCGGCAUGGUAGCAUCUCAGCUGAUGUCCGCACGAAAUUGCGUGAAAGCGCAAUUCGAGCAGUCCCGUUGAUGUCGCGGCAGACUCUUCGUUCGCUUUCGGCUGCGUGUGGGAUCCCAAUGACAUCCAUUAUUCGCCACAAGAAGAAGACCCCAAGAUUCAAGGCCAAGUCCAACUACGUCAAACCAUUCCUCACGUCAGCGAACAUCGAAGCUCGUCUGAGGUACGCAAUGCCCUUCGUUCGACCUUUGUCAAAUGGUCGCCACUCUUUCUCCAACAUGCUCGAUUUCGUGCAUGUUGAUGAAAAGUGGUUCUAUUUGACGAAGGUCAAACGUCGGUACUAUGUGUACGAUGACGAAGAGGUGGCUGCGCGCUCCGUCAAGCCCAAGCACUACAUAACCAAGGUUAUGUUUCUUGGCCCCGUGGCCCGUCCCCGCUACGGCCAUCACUGCAAGAAGUUUUGGGACGGCAAGGUUGGUGUGUGGCCCUUCGUUCAAGUGUCGCCGGCGUUGCGUGGAAGCAAGAACCGCCGCAAGGGCACCCUUGUCACUGUUCCUCAAGCCCUGUAUUUUGACGCCGUGCUGAACAAGGUCAUCCCUGCCAUUAUGGCCAAGUUUCCUGGCGGUGUGCGGCGCGGUAACGUGUUCCUCCAACAAGACAAUGCCAGCCCGCACCGUUGCGUUACGACAGAGCUGCUUCAAGCCAAAGGUGUGCGUGGGAUUGUUGUAGCAAAUCAGCCUCCCAACAGUCCAGACUUUAAUGUCUUAGAUUUAGGUUUUUUUAAUUUAUUCAAAGUCUUCAGCACCAAAAGGCAACUCGUUCAAUCGAGGAGCUUAUUGGGGCUGUAG